AAAACAAAAUUGAAAGCAAAACGCAACCACACACCUUGCUUUGCCCGAAAAAAAAAAUCCAAUCGGAAUUGAAAGAUACUCAUCGCCGGAAUGCCCCCCGCCGUGUCCAACGUUGAUGGCCGCCACUCGUUAAGCCAGAUCCUUGCAGAAUUCUUCAAGUUCGCCGUGGACUCCGCCGUCGACGGCUACCUCAAAAUCAUCCCUGGUAGAAAGCAUGCAGAUAAGAUGGUGCGGGAAGAACUGAUAAAUAUACCAAUGUCGACACCAUUGAAGACCAAGAAACACCUUGAUAAAAAGGUUGCAAAUGAACUCUUUUUUGAAACAAAAGUGGAGGAAGUGAAGGAAGAGAUGAAUAAUAUAAAGCAGCAGUACAAAACAUCAAACAAACUUGUUGAAGAUUCACAGCCUCCAAACAAAAUGGGUGAUAAUGGCUUUAAGGGAAUUAAUCUAAUACAGAAAGAUGAGAAAAGAGUAUUCAUCCGGUCUCGUCUUUAGACGGCUUGUCUAUAGAAUGAAACUUUCUUAAUAGCAACACAAUCUUUCCAUCACUUUAAUAAUGGAUUUCUCAUAAAAUAGUAGGAUCUGAUAUGAGUUUCACUCAAAUAGAGAUGUUGGUGUGUGAAUAUUGCUAGCAAAGACAGUGUAGUAUAGUGUUUUGUUUGUCUUUUUUCUCUUCUGAUCAUGGCUGAAGCUGAGUGAUUUCAUAGGUCCUGUAACUCGUUCUUCCUAUAAUAUGUAGUGAUAUAUGAUGUAUUUCAUUUACAUGGUGUAAUUUUACUCAACUUUUACACGGAGUUAAAUAUAGAGUAAAAUAAAUGUUUUCUCAUUUAUAAUGUUAAGCUUAAUUGACAUGUAAA
Messenger RNA from Vicia villosa (hairy vetch), 857 nucleotides. RefSeq lists its product as uncharacterized. Lineage: Eukaryota; Viridiplantae; Streptophyta; Magnoliopsida; Fabales; Fabaceae. The coding region runs from base 91 to 495 and encodes 134 amino acids. The transcript has 2 exons. The record is from RefSeq and is a predicted model, not a curated record.